Cheilinus undulatus (humphead wrasse) is the source of this 2043-nucleotide messenger RNA. It is a transcript of the gene vti1a, whose product is annotated as vesicle transport through interaction with t-SNAREs 1A. The record is from RefSeq and is a predicted model, not a curated record. Lineage: Eukaryota; Metazoa; Chordata; Actinopteri; Labriformes; Labridae. Bases 86 to 670 code for a protein of 194 amino acids. Gene Ontology annotation, molecular function: SNARE binding; SNAP receptor activity. Gene Ontology annotation, biological process: macroautophagy; intracellular protein transport; intra-Golgi vesicle-mediated transport. Gene Ontology annotation, cellular component: SNARE complex; Golgi apparatus; ER to Golgi transport vesicle membrane. The transcript is spliced from 9 exons.
GAAGGGACUCCAUUCGAGCCUUGUUAUUAUUAUUCUCAGCUAACUGUCAACCAGAAAGCCACUUGUUUGAAACUUAAACGUCGAAAUGUCGUCAGACUUUGAAGCCUACGAACAGGACUUUGGAACUAUUACGGCAGAAGUAACCAACAAAAUUGGUCGAAUCCCCAAACUAAGUGGAGAGGAGAAGACACAGCUGGUUCUAAAUGUCGACAAACAGCUUGAAGAAGUCAGAGAGUUGCUGGAGCAAAUGGACCUGGAGGUGCGGGAAAUCCCCAUCCAGAGCCGAGCCAUGUACAACAGCAGGCUGAAGAGCUACAAGCAGGAGGUGGAGAAGCUUGAGAAAGACUUUAAAAGGUCACGUAUCGCCUACAGUGACGAAGUGCGCAACGAGCUCCUGGGGGAUGACGCCAGCUCCUCAGAGAACCAGUUGAUAAAGUUGCGUGAAGAGAGAGCGCAUCUGUUGGACAACACAGAGAAGCUGGAAAGGUCAUCACGGAGACUGGAGGCCGGCUACCAGAUAGCGGUAGAAACUGAACAAGUGGGUCAAGAGAUUCUUGCCAACCUGCACAGCGACCGUGAGAAGAUCCAGAGAGCCAGAGAAAGGCUGAGAGAAACAGACGCCAACCUGGGCAAGAGUUCUCGCAUCCUUACUGGCAUGCUGAGAAGGUAAGAGGCAGGAUCAUCCAGAACCGCAUCCUGGUCUUCAUCCUCGGAGCCAUCAUACUCCUCACCAUCAUCCUGGCCAUCUAUUUCAAUCUGCGAGGCCACUGAUCUCCCCUCUGCACACACAUAUAUCUACACACAUACAGGCACCCGCUCCCCCUCUGACACAAAUACAAACACACACAGCCGUGAUUAAUAGCGACAAAAGCGUUGUUCUGCUGUAAUUAGAACAAAUGGUCCCCAUGAAUCACUGUUUCCAAAGCCUGACAGGGAGCUUUUUUUCCGUCUUUCUCCUUUUCCUGUUUCUUUCUCUCUUUCUUUCUUUUUUAAAAAAUCUUUUUAUACUUCUUUUCCCUUCUCUCCUCUUUCUGUCAGGCUCUCUCUUACAUCUCCAGAGACAAGAGCAGGGGGAGAUGUUUUUAAGAUAGUUCAUAUUUUUCAUGGUGUCGUCCUCUGUGUGGUUUUGCAGGCCAUCCUGUACCCAGGUGACUUGUUUUUUCUUUUUUGUUACACAAUACAGAUGAAGAUGUACAUUCAUUUCUCUCAGUAUUGGAGGUUAGUCAAUGAAAUCCAGAGCAAGACAGUUAUAAGAGUGUUUUGCACAUGUAUAUUUGAGUGAUAGUCAUGGUUUGCUGACCCACACUGUGCUUGUUUUUAACUCCGACACGUAUUCUGAAGUAUGUGUGCAUCUUGAACUCUUCUUUAUGUAGCCCCUACUCAGCGCAAAGGACAGUGCCUUCAGAGGAGAAAUGCUGUUCACACUCCUGCUUAAAAAAGCUCAGCGGAGACAGGAAUAGACGAGAGGAAGAGAGAAGACGCAGAUAAAAAAAAGGUUGAGGUUAGUUCAGUCAAUCAAGGUAAAAGUUUUUGUGUUUUCUGUUAAGAGGUUUAUUUCAGGAAGGAAGUUGUGAACAUUUCAGGAAGUGAAAAGCUACUCUUUCACAUCUUAGGGGACAAACCUUUCCGCACAAAAUGAAUUAACACAAUAGAGACAUCAGAGCCAUAUUUAAUAGAACAAUCUGGUACAGCUCCCCUGCACUUCCAAUAACUGAUUCCCACACUUCAUUCCCAUGGACUUUUUCACAUAUCGCUCAUUGUUCAUGAUAAUAGAUAUGAUACUGUAUGUACUAACAUUUAAAUCUACAUCAUGUAUAGUGUGUUUGCUUUCAAUACAAGUGAUUCUGUUUCUAUUUAUUUAUAAAUGAGUUUCCAUUAAAGUCUCUGUGCUAGAACUGUACAUUUAAAGAUGCUUUUAAGAUUAGCAACAUGUUAUUUUCUGAUUUUAGUUUUCAGGCUGAGGCCAGGACCAACUGAAACGUGUGGAUUUCAAGUUUUUAGUGUCUUAAAUAUUUUUUUUGUUCUCAUAAAUGAUCUAACUCA